This is a messenger RNA of Anopheles bellator, 1606 nucleotides long. RefSeq lists its product as uncharacterized. Gene Ontology annotation, molecular function: protein binding. The record is from RefSeq and is a predicted model, not a curated record. Gene Ontology annotation, cellular component: SCF ubiquitin ligase complex. The transcript is spliced from 6 exons. NCBI's taxonomy places the organism in Eukaryota, Metazoa, Arthropoda, Insecta, Diptera, Culicidae. Gene Ontology annotation, biological process: SCF-dependent proteasomal ubiquitin-dependent protein catabolic process. Bases 65 to 1606 code for a protein of 513 amino acids.
AUCGUCGAGGAAAAACACUGGUCUUUAGUCAAUGAGUUAAGUGCCGUCGCAAUUCGAUGAAACAAUGCAAAACUCGACCAGCGAAGCACUUGUGCCGGCGAAGGCUCAGUUCUGGGAUCUGCCGGAUGAGAUAUUGGGCAUCGUGUUCGACAAUCUCGACGUGUACGAGUUGAAAACCAUAUCGCUCGUAUGUAAACGAUGGUGUAAAGUGGUAUUUUGUGGGUCAAGAAUGGACAAGGUUUGCAUUACAGUGCGCUGUGAUAUCAACGAUCAGUAUUAUAAAUUGUUGCUUAAAACAACGAGAAUUUAUCGUCACAUUGACCUAUCACCCGGCAGUGAAAGAAUGGUUUUCGAUGAUUUCAUACAGUUUUUGCGGAAAUCAAAGAAUUCAGUACAUUCGCUGAAAAUAUGCCCAACAUUUCAUGUCACAUUGAAUCAGUUGCGGCUGAUCGUGCUAGAGGUUCCUAAUUUGCAGCAAUUGUCAAUACAUACUAUUGCUCCCUACGCCAAUUUCGAGCAGAUGAAUGAACGGCACGAAUCAUUUCCAAGUCUGCCGAAGCUUACGCACCUUUGCAUCGGUAAAGAAAGUAGUGUGUUGCCCUUUGAUGAGUUCAGUGUACGCACGAUUGCUUUCCACUUGAAAUGUCUCGAUAUGCACUGUGACUCACAAGACCAGUUGAAAGUGUUCCGGCAUUUUAGCGGCCAACUUAAAUUUGUUCGAGUGGUGUUUGCCACCAAGGACUUUUUCGAUCGCUUUUUCGAGUUAAUUUUUCCCGAUUUGAAUGAAUUGGAAAUCCUGGACAAUUGCUACGAGAAGAAACCGGAUGGCGAGUUCUUUCGCAGCCUUACCAGCCUCCGGCGGUUGACUCUUCGAUGCCACCUAUCCAAACGAACAAUUCAGAUAAUCACGUCGUGCUGCCACGAGCUAACGUUCUUGCACAUCCACACGCAAAUGUUAGAAGAAAAAUGGUUGACAUCCCUCGCAGAACUAACCAAGCUUCAAGCUGUUAAAUUGGAAGGAUGGUUCCCGAAGGAAACGUUCUAUGGUUGCAAAUCGAUUACAUCGCUUGAAUCGCUCCAUUUGCUCGAUGGUGUAUAUAUGUUUAGAUACAUUCCGAAAGACUUGAAUUUCUUCAACGAUAUAUUAACGGUGGCUCCACAACUAUCACUUCUGGAAAUCGGGUGUCCAUUGAGUGACGAUUCACUCCUUCUCUUUAUCUGCGAUAAGUUUAAGCAUCUUAGGUGCUUGAAGCUGCGAUUUCGUUUCGGCAUCACCACAGAAGGUCUUAUAAGAAUCGAUCAACUGCCACUACUACAGGAACUGCAGCUAGGUCCGUGGGACGUGUCGGUAGAUUCGAGAAAUGUAUUCGUUCGUAUUCCUUCGAAUAAUGUCCAACGCCUAUCACUUGUUGAGAGCACUGAUCUAACGGAUGAUGACCUUCUCAUGAUACCUGAAAUUUUCCCCAAGCUCCAAAACUUGUGCGUUGCACGUUGCCGCUCGAUAUCGGAGGCUGUCGUCGCAAGGCUACGCACAUUGCGCCUAACAUGUAGAAUCGAUAUGAACGGAAAGCGGUUUUAUCCAGAUCAUCAAAGCAUAACGGAAUAA